AUUCAUCAAACACACCACCGCCAGAAGAUAUAUAGUCGUGAUAUAAUUAAUGUCGCGAUCAGUAAUUUUGCAGGUAUUGGUCGUGAUGAUCAUGUGUUAUUGUCGCCGGCUUAGCUCCGGCAAGAACAUGGAUUUGUGCGGCACCAAAGACGACCAGCGCCUGUGCACUGCAAGCAACAGUAACGGAUUCUGCAACCCAGACGAUUUCAAAGUGGAAAACCCUAUGAAUUUCAAAGCUACUUUCCUGGAUUCACUCGCGCAAUCUAAUAUCUACGACAACGGCAGGAAGACAGGCUGUCACCGAAUAACAUUUGAGCCUCCUGUGUACUCAUAUUACUGCUGCGGCAGGGAUUUUGAGGACCGCUGUCCCGACUGUUUCGGCAGAGCCGUCAAGCGCAUGAAAGACGGAUGCACCAGCAGAUCUGGAGGGAACGUGUUGUUGGAUAUAUGUUCGCUAAGGUACAAAAGACGUCCUACAAGUCGACGAUAAAGUUCAAGUACAAGAAGAGUUUCACCAUCAUAAAGGGAAAGUUAGAUGCCACUAACUAGUGGAGUGGCGGCUGGUUUUGCACAAGCAAACCUACAUCAUUAAGCAAAUCAAAUGCAUACUUCUGUUGAUAAAUGGAAAACCAGCAGAGGUACGAGCAAUUUUUAUUCCUAGAAAAUAUUUGAGUGGACCGAUGUCCUUGAUGUUGAAUGCAUGCAGCACUUAGUUGAGACUUAAGUAGGUUAAUAACAUCUAAAUCAUCAC
This is a messenger RNA of Linum trigynum, 751 nucleotides long. Lineage: Eukaryota; Viridiplantae; Streptophyta; Magnoliopsida; Malpighiales; Linaceae. The record is from the annotation of a GenBank genome assembly.